ACGCUGAAAUGUGGUCUCGUCCAAAAUCCUCUGCGGUCUGCAGUGGAUAUGGCGUCACUGAAAAGUGUAGGAGUCGAGAAACUUCAUCCAUGUAAAUAACGUCAAGAAGAAAGCUGUGUGACACGCUGUAGAUAGCAAUUCGCAGUACAUAGCCUUAUUUAUUUACCAGCUUACUUUAUAAAUAUGCCCCGGAAAAAGCCAUUUAGCACCAAACAGAAGAAGAAACAGCUACAAGGCAAACGGGAGAGAAAGAGAGGUGACACAGGUUCAGGGCCGAGCAGCCGCAAUGCCAGUCUGGAGCGAGGAGAGCGACAGUCAGACACCUCGGACAGCGAAACCACUGAUGUGAGGAAAAUAAAUCAGCAGCCUUUCGCCAGGGAAGGCAGAUAUGACCCCAACAGGUUCCGACUGCACUUUGAGAAAGAGAGUAAAGAAGAAGUGGAAAAGAGGAAAAAGGUGGCCAGGGAGAAGGUGCUGAAGCCACUCUCAGGGAAGGAGGAUGAGAUCAGCAUCGACGACGUCUUCCCUCCAGAGAAAGGUCUUGGUUUCCCACGACGACCGCCCUGGAGUUAUGAGAUGACACGAGAGAACCUGCUGAAGAGAGAGGAGAAGUCGUACCGAGAGCACCUGGAUGACCUGCACUCCAGAAACCCCGAGGGCUCUCUCAGCCACUUUGAGCACAACCUGGAGACAUGGAGGCAGUUGUGGCGAGUGUUGGAGAUGUCAGACGUCAUCCUGCUAAUCGUGGACAUCAGGCACCCGGUGCUGCAGUUCCCUCCGUCCCUGUACAACUACAUCACAGGAGAGCUGGGGAAGCAGGUGAUCCUGGUGCUGAACAAAGCCGACCUGUGUCCUCCCCCGCUGGUCAUCGCCUGGAAACACUACAUGACCUCCCAGUUCCCCCACCUGCAGAUCGUCUGCUUCACCUCCCACCCAGGAGAGGCCUACAGCACAGUGCUCCAGAAGAAGCGGAUGAGGAAGAAGGCUGACUGGAGUCACGCUGGAGGACCUUUAGAUAUCCUGAAGGCCUGCCAGGAGAUCACAGCGGGGAAAGUUGACCUCUCCAGCUGGGAGCAGAAGAUCAGGCGAGAUGCCGGCGCCGAGCAGAUGGACGGAGAGCGGCUCGAUGACGGAUUAGAGACGGUGCUGGUGGAGCAUCAAACUGACAUCGCCAUGGAGAUGAACAGCCCGUCACAGGAGCUGUACAAAGACGGCGUUCUCACAAUAGGCUGCAUAGGCUUUCCGAAUGUUGGCAAGUCGUCGGUUAUUAACAGCCUGGUGGCAAGGAAGGUGGUGAGCGUGUCCCGGACCCCAGGCCACACCAAAUACUUCCAGACGUACUACCUCACCCCCACAGUGAAGCUCUGCGACUGUCCCGGACUGGUUUUCCCCUCCAUUGUGGAUAAACAGUUGCAGAUUCUGGCGGGUAUCUACCCAGUGUCUCAGCUGCAGGAGCCCUACAGCUCAGUGGGUUAUCUGUGUGAAAGGACUCCCACCUACUCGGUGCUGAAGCUCAAACAUCCCAGUCUGGUGGACAGCAAACCCCACCUUGGAAUCCAAGGGUCCGAGGACAUGAACUGGACCGCCUGGGAUGUGUGUGAGGCGUGGGCAGAGAGGAGAGGCUAUAAAACGGCCAAAGCUGCUCGCCUGGAUGUUUAUCGAGCAGCAAACAGCCUCCUGCGGUUAGCGAUCGACGGCAGGUUGUGUCUCUGCCUGAGACCUCCGGGCUACAGCUGCCUGAGGGAGCACUGGGAGAGCCACCCAGACCUGCCGGAGAUCAUCGCUCUGCAGGGGAGGACCACCACGAAGGAGGAGGGAAUGGGCGAGAGAGAUGACGAAGAGGACGGAGAGUCCAGCACGGAGCCGGAGGACGAGAGGGACCGGGACGCCGACGACGAUGAGGACGGGGAUGAUGAAGACGAGGGGUUUGCACAUCCAAAACCCAAGGAAGAAAAGCCAUCUGGCUUCACUGUCAACAUGUUCAAUGUCCUGCGGGAAAACGAGUGCGAGUGAUGAGCAAAAAGACAGAAGUGGUUCCUUUUCCCCGUUGUGUAUUUUUCCCUCCUCCUAAAUCUGCAUUCCCCUCUUUUUUGUUUUGCAGCUCCUCUCCUCAUGUCAUCCUUCUCUGUACAAUAACAUGAUCUAAUCGGAUGAGUUCCUUCCUGUAAUACACAGAGCAUAUUCAUGUGUUCAUGCUGUGCCUCUGCUCUGCUUCUUCAUCCACAAAUCCACACAUGUUCCUUCGUGUUGCUUCUAGGGUUUGGUUUGAUAUUUCCCUUUUGUUUCUUGCAUGUAGUUCUCAGAAGCCUAAAUGAACAAAGUCAUUUCCCCUCGGUCUGGAAUAAUCAAUCAAACUGGUUUUCAAUCUCCUCAUCGAUAAGUGACUUUGCAGCUGAGAUGCCAAAGUUCAGCAAAAGGAUGAUAAAACAAAAUGUCGAUAUGAUGUCAUUCACUGGAGCAGCUGGAGAUUUAAGAGCUCGGCUGUAAAUCUCCUUUAUGGACCGUAGUUCGUCAAAACGUUGGUUAAAGGGCGUGGGGACGCGAGAUAUGGGGCCAUAAAAGUGGAAUGACUAAAACCAACAUUUUACAUACAGUUACCAGUGUGAUGGUUCCGUUAGAAGUUUAUUUUUCUGAACUAGGGUUAGAAAAUGCUGAAUCUGCGAGUGAUAUUUUAUUUGGUGUGGUUUCACACAGUCAGCAGGAAACAAAGAAAAUGUUUUGGGGUUUGGGGGGGGGGGGGAUCCUGUACUGCUGGACGAGGCUGUUUCAGGAAUUUAGCUUGUAGUGUUUUAACUACUACAAACAUUAUCCUUAGAUGGAGAUCUACAGAGUUAAGUGUGGGAUUUUGUCUACACUUCUUCAGCAAGUUAAUUUAAUUAUAGCAGUACAGUGGGUCGGAUCCAACGGAGAGAAGCUCAACAGUGUCACAGGAACCGGUCGACACGCAAAUAUUCACGUACUUUCUGAGAGUCAGACGAGAAGAUGAAUGCCACUCUUGUAUCUUGAGUUUGAGACGUAAAAAGACUGGGUUGGAUGAUUGGGAAAAAAAUAUGGAAUUGUUUUUAUUUGGACUGAUUUUGCAAUUUCUAUAUGAUUCCCGAUAUUGGAGAGGAUGAUAAUUUUUACAUCUGUAUUCUCAUUUAAUUAAAAAAAAAAAAUGGUCAUAGGGGUUAUUUGAAUGAACAAAGAAAUAGUUUGGGGACAUUUUUGGGGAUUUAACAAAUAUCUUUCCCGUCCAUUUUGUGGUUUUGAUCACAUUUUGAUUCAUUAUUCACCCCUACAAAAUAAAAUCCCUACUAAUGUCUUAAUUAUCUUGUUUUUUUAAGCCGUACAUAAACCAAAGUGAAAUGUGGCCAAGAAAAAGUCCUGGAAACAGGAAUGUUGUUUCUUUGUAUGGAUUAAAGAAACAAGACCUCAUGCGUUAAUAAGUCUGUUUGGUUGCUUACAUAUUGACCGUGCUGAUUUAAGAGUUGUAUGGAUCUUCUCACCUAACUCUACGAAAGCAGAAACAAAACAGAAAGCCAGUCCGACCAUCUUAGCUUCCACCUGUCCGUCAUUGUAAAUAUCACACUCUCCAUCUGUUUUAUGAACUAUAAUUAUGACGCCGUGAUCAAUUUCAAAGUCCGAUCUUUUAAAGCUGCUGCAGACAAUUCUCAAUGUCCAUCAACGCCAUGUUUUCAUCUUGUUUUGUUUUCGUCUCCGUCUCUUACUCCCGUGUGAUAACCCCGCUACAAUCCUGAGUGCUGUAUGAUACCGUGCUGUGGUUCCUCUCCAUGCUUUCACUGAGGGGGCUCUUCAGCACCGUGCUGUGUUACUGUGUAAUGCAUCACACUGCAGCAGUCAUUUUACCUUUGGUACAAUGUCAAGCAGAUACUCCGCACUACCACGCUGAUCCAGAGAGACAGCAGACUGGUUUUGAUGUGAAUUAGUUUUUUUGUUGAAACAUUAAAACUGAAAGAGUCUAGAGAGAGUAGUGUGAAGGCUUGAGGUGAUUUCAGGCUGUUUGCUGCAUUCCUCAUUUCAUUCCUGAUGACUGCUUUCUGCAAUAAAUGAAGUAUUCCUCUA
This is a messenger RNA of Gymnodraco acuticeps, 4065 nucleotides long. RefSeq names its product guanine nucleotide binding protein-like 1 (gene gnl1). Gene Ontology annotation, molecular function: GTP binding; GTPase activity. The record is from RefSeq and is a predicted model, not a curated record. NCBI's taxonomy places the organism in Eukaryota, Metazoa, Chordata, Actinopteri, Perciformes, Bathydraconidae. The transcript is spliced from 12 exons. The coding region runs from base 184 to 2013 and encodes 609 amino acids.